GCGGUGUCGUGUUGCUCCAGCUGGGCUCGAAUGAGGACGCCCGGACUGUAGAGGAAUCCGGCGGCGAACGCGGCACCGCAGUAAAAUGAAUGAAAAUAAACCUGGUGUCUCACAGAAUCUUGCUUGUGUUUUCUGUCGAAAAAAUGAUGACUGUGCUAAUAAAUAUGGAGAAAAGAAAACUAAUGAGAAAUGGAAUCUCACUGUACAUUACUAUUGUUUGUUGAUGUCAAGUGGAAUUUGGCAGAGAGGUAAAGAAGAAGAAGGAAUGUAUGGUUUUCUAGUAGAAGACAUCAGGAAGGAAGUGAAUAGAGCUUCUAAACUGAAAUGCUCUGUUUGCAAGAAAAACGGUGCUUCAAUUGGAUGUGUAGCACCUCGAUGUAAACGAAGUUAUCAUUUUCCAUGUGGACUUCAGAGAGAAUGUAUUUUCCAGUUUACUGGCAAUUUUGCGUCAUUUUGUUGGAAACAUCGUCCUGUUCAAAUUAUUACACCUAAUAAUUACAGAGACUCUGUCCCAUGCACCAUUUGUUUGGAAUUUAUUGCACCUGUUCCUACGUAUAGUGUAUUACGAAGUCCUUGUUGUAAGAAUGCUUGGUUUCAUAGAGACUGUGUGCAGGUUCAAGCAAUAAAUGCAGGAGUAUUUUUCUUUAGGUGUACAAUAUGCAAUAAUAGUGACAUCUUUCAGAAAGAGAUGUUGAGAAUGGGAAUUCAUAUUCCUGAAAAAGAUGCAUCUUGGGAAUUAGAGGAAAAUGCUUAUCAAGAGCUUUUGGAGCCCUAUGAACAUUGUGAUGUACGAAGAUGUCGUUGCAAAGAAGGGCGAGACUAUAAUGGCCCUGAUAGCAAAUGGGAGAUAAAGCGCUGUCAGUGCUGUGGUUCUAGUGGAACACAUUUAGCCUGUUCCUCACUACGGUCAUGGGAACAAAAUUGGGAGUGUUCAGAAUGUAGAAGUAUUAUCUACAAUUCAGAUUUCCGAAAAGCCAAAAAACACUCAUUACCCAACUCUAAUAAUGUGGCCAUUACCGAUUGUUUGUUGGAAGAAUCAUCACCUAAGUUACCCAGACAGUCACCUGGAGCGCAGAGUAAAGAUCUACUAAGGCAAGGCAGCAAGUUUAGAAGAGAUAUUUCAACAAUAUUGAUAGAGUUAGGAUUUCAAAUUAAGAAAAAAUCUAAAAGAUUAUGUAUCAAGAAAGCCGAUAUCUGGAACAGUGCCGUAGAUGAAUUUAGAAAUCAAAACUUCAAUCCUUCAUACAUAAUUGAAGUAGUAUUUCUUGAGAAAGAUAAUUUUGGAAGAGAGCAACCGGGAUCAAAGCAAGAAUUUCUGUGUCUUUUAAUGCAGUAUCUUGAGAACUCUCCAAUGUUUGAAGGUUCCUUAUCAAAGAACUUAUCUCUAAAUUCUCAAGCUCUAAAAGAGAAUCUUUAUUAUGAAGCUGGCAAAAUGCUUGCCAUUUCCUUGGUUCAUGGUGGUCCUUCACCUGGUUUCUUUUCUAAAACCCUGUUUAACUGCCUUGCUUAUGGACCAGAAAAUACCCAACCAAUUUUAGAUGAUAUAUCAGACUUCGACGUGGCGCAGAUUAUAAUCAGGAUAAAAACUGCAACAAACAUGGAUGACUUAAACUCAGUAAUAAAUGAAUGCUAUAACUACCUAGAACUUAGUGGAUGUCUAAGACAUAUAACAGCAUUAACUGAUAAAUACAUGUUAGUAGAAGACAUACUUGUCUAUCAUGUAAUUAAGAGAGUCCAAGCACCCUUUGAAAGUUUUAAGCAGGGUCUGAAAACACUUGGUGUAUUGGAGAAAAUUCAGAUGUACCCAGAAGCAUUUUGUAACAUCCUCUGUCACAAACCUGAUUCUCUUUCUGCAAAAAUCCUUAAAGACCUUUUUACUGUACACACGUUACCUAAUGUGCCAGCAUUGGGGUUUUGGAACAGUUACCUACAGAAUGUUGAGGAUGGGAAAUCUGCAACAACAAUGGAAGACAUUCUUAUUUUUGCAACUGGUUGCAAUUCCAUUCCGCCUACUGGAUUCAAACCUGCUCCUUCGAUUGAAUGUCUGCAUAUGGAUUUUCCCAUUGGAAACAAAUGUAAUAACUGUUUAGCUCUCCCUAUCACCAGUACAUAUAAAAAAUUUCAGGAAAAUAUGGACUUUGCCAUAAGAAACACUUUAAGACUAGAAAAGGAAAAACGUUCUCACUACAAUGGACAUUAAAAUACUUCUUUAAAGAAAGAAAAGCUUCUUUAAAAGCUGCUUUUGAUAAUUUUCCUUUGUUUCAGAAAUCUAU
This is a messenger RNA of Chinchilla lanigera (long-tailed chinchilla), 2273 nucleotides long. RefSeq names its product G2/M-phase specific E3 ubiquitin protein ligase (gene G2e3). The coding region runs from base 86 to 2200 and encodes 704 amino acids. The transcript has 15 exons. The record is from RefSeq and is a predicted model, not a curated record. Gene Ontology annotation, cellular component: nucleus. Gene Ontology annotation, molecular function: ubiquitin-protein transferase activity. Lineage: Eukaryota; Metazoa; Chordata; Mammalia; Rodentia; Chinchillidae.